UACUGUAGCUACCUUUAUCUAGAGCUCAUCUCAGGAUCUAGUAGAUAUCAGAGGCUAGUGGCCUGUAUCUUAGGAUACUUCCUUCUCCCUCUUAAUCUCCUUUAUUCCAACUCUGUCUUCUCAGGGUUGAGGGGGUUCCCACACUGGCACUCUCACGUUUCAGUGAGAGUUCUUCCUGUUGGCAUCUCCGUGUCACAUUGACACCCGAGAGACCUAGCUACCACAGCUGCAUUGUGCACUUGCUGCACCCAGCUCAUUAGACACCAGCACAUACCGAAGCUAAUAUCGCUGAAAGUUCCUAUCCUAUGGACCUACCAGUACCGUAUGUAUUCAAGGUACGCAACCGUAGGAGCCUAGCCCGGGGCGGGAACUCCUCCGAGAGUUUCUGCACCGCGGUGGCGACGAGCAUAGUUGGUUGGGAUAACAUGCCCCGUCCACACAACGAGUAGUAGCAAAGAAAGCGAGGAUCAUAUGGGCAGCCUAGAGGUGAGCCCAGCCGCCGACGUCCUCGUCUACGAGGUCGUCGACGACGAAAGCGCGCGGACGCGGGCACAGCUCCACUACUUUCUCGUCGACGGCUCGGCGGCGGUCUUCGGCGGCGGCGGGCGGGCACCGACGGCGUUCCGCCUCGGCGCAGGACCCGGCGACCGCGCGCCGCUGUUCGCCGCCGGCGCCGGGCGGAGGCGGCUGCGCCCGGUCGACCUCGCCGUCGGCGCGCGCGCGGUCGCGGCGGGGCGGACGUGGCGGGUCGUCGACGCGGGCACCGCGUCGACGCGCGAAUACUACCGGCGCCUCGGGCGACCGUUGGGCAGGCGUCCGGCCGCGCCGGGCGCGCGCGUCGGCGUCGUGGAGGAUGUGGCGACCUUUUACGGCGACGACGGCGUAGAGCGCAUCCGCGUUCGCUGCUUUCCGCGCGACGCGACGGUCGAGGUCCUGUCCGCGGACGGGAAGCGAGUCCGCGUCGCGCGGCGUGCGACGGAAGACGACCCGCCGUUCGCCGACGUACUCCGGGCGGCGGCGCGCGGGGGCGGCGUCGCGACGUUCGGCGGCCUCACGUGCCGCCUGACGUCGUGGGACGCCGCCGCGGACGCGUGGUGGCGCCGCGUCGGCAGCGGCGGAAGCGGUUGCGGCGCUGCGCCCCCCCCAGCGCCGCUCGACGCGGGCGACGAGAAAACGCUACGGUUCCGGGGGCACUUGGCGGACGCGGCGGGUGCCGGCGCGGCCGUCGCGCUCUGGCGCGACGACGGCACGCUCGAGGUCGUCGACGGCGUCGCGAACGUCGUCGUCGCGCGCGCGCGGUACGAUGUCCUGCGGCCGGCGGCCGACGCGGCGUCGCGUUGGCCGCCGGCG
This is a messenger RNA of Pelagomonas calceolata, 1350 nucleotides long. Lineage: Eukaryota; Pelagophyceae; Pelagomonadales; Pelagomonadaceae. The record is from the annotation of a GenBank genome assembly.